GCCCAAAAAGACUCUGGCGUUGCACUGCAUCAAGGUGCAUCAUAAUAAAAUGCUGGCGUGCCGUAUGCAAAUUCGUUCCCGGGCUGGCGCGGUCCAGCGUGCCUGGCCGUGCCGUCUGGGGGUGCAGCGGGCGGUGCGCUGCAGUGCGGCCCAGCAGGUUGAUGCGGCGAAGCUGGCCGCGGUGCGCGAGUGCGUAGACCGGUUCGUCACGAGCAACAGCGUGGUGGCCCUGGGCUCGGGCGAGAUGGUGAAUUUGGCCAUUGAGGAACUGGGCCGCCGCCUGGCCAUUGGCAGCUUGCAGAACGUGGUGGGGGUACCGGCCUGCGACGUGGCCGCGCACGAGGCCGCGUUCCACGGAGUGCCGCUGCUGCCGGAGGCGCGCGAGGCCGAGGCCACCGUGGCCCUGGCUGAGGCUGACAUGGUGGAUGUGGCGGCGCGGGCGGCGCUGCUGGGCUGUGCCGCGGACGCGCCGCAGCAGCCGGACGUGCCGCGCCUGCUGCGCGUGCUGAAGAAGGCGGGCAGCGGCGCGCGGCUGGUGCUGCUGACGUCCGCCGACCGGGUGGUGAAGCGGCUGGGCGGCUCGCUGCCCGUGUGGAUCGGCGCGGAGGGGUGGGAGGAGUGGGCAGAAGAGCUGGAUGACGUGUUCCUGGGCGACGCGGAGCUGUGGCGGAGAUCUGCCAGCGGGCAACCGGAGAACCCCCGCGGCGGUGACAUGCCGUACGUCAGCCCCGACGGCAACACGAUCGUGGAUGUGCGGUUCUACGAGGGUCUCAAGCUGUUUGGCGAGGACGACGAGUAUGGCAAGAUCGCAGACGAGAUCAGCGCCAUUAGCGGGGUGGUGGGGCAUGGCUUGGUGGUGGGCCGGGCGGCGGCGGUGGUGAUGGCGCGGCCGGGGCAGCAGCAGCCCGACGUGGUGGAGUUCUAAGUGGCCUGGGCUGCUCGUUAGUUUUGUGGUAAUGGGAGUGAUACGUACUGGGAGAUGGAAUUAUGGAGCUUACUUGCAGGAGGGCAGGCGUGAAGGAGCUGUUGUGAAACUGAAGAUGCUUGGUGGCUGCAUUUACGCCGAGGUAGUUUUCCCUCGCAAGGGAAACGUGGGCUGAGCCCGCGCCAAGUCUGCAGUCUGAGGCCGUACUGUAGCCCCGGAAUCUACCGGACUGCCAAACCAUGCAUGCGAUUCAUGGGCGAAGUGCUCUGGCGAAAGCUUGUCUGGGCGAGGGGCGGAGGCACCGUGCGUGAGGAGGCUCUUGUAUUUCAAGUGUCUUCCCAAUGCCUCGAUGGCGCAGCUGUUAGCCCGAAGGGGUGUGCUGUUGCUGUUGAAAAUGCCCACUAGAGCAUCCCCCCGGGCAUGAUGGGACGCCGGAAGUGCGACAACGGCAGCGGCGCCAGGUGGCGCCUGUCCUGACGGCCGCACCGGCAGCAUUGGCCAGGGGUGCCCCUGACUGCGUCCCACGAGCCAUACAUAUCCAUUUCGCGAUGAAUUCCGUAAGGCUUCGCAUGGUCUGGCUGUCAGCGAGAGUGCGAGACAGCUAAACAGCGAAUUCAAGGGCAUAAUGUAAUCGAAAGGGUUC
Messenger RNA from Chlamydomonas reinhardtii, 1568 nucleotides. RefSeq lists its product as uncharacterized. Gene Ontology annotation, biological process: pentose-phosphate shunt, non-oxidative branch. The transcript has 10 exons. The record is from RefSeq and is a predicted model, not a curated record. Lineage: Eukaryota; Viridiplantae; Chlorophyta; Chlorophyceae; Chlamydomonadales; Chlamydomonadaceae. Bases 50 to 925 code for a protein of 291 amino acids. Gene Ontology annotation, molecular function: ribose-5-phosphate isomerase activity.